AUGAUGAUGUCUCUGAGCAGCAAGCAGCCUUUCGGCCUCCCCCACGGCGGCGGCAGCGGCGGCGGCCUCCACGAAACCAAGUACUCGGCCCUGCACACCGCCUCGCCCUGUCCGUCCGCCGGCGCCGCCGCCCCCGCCGCCAGCUCCCCCAGCAGCACCGGCACCGGCGGCUCUGCCGGACGCGGCUCCGGCUCCGGCUCCGGCCCCGGCGGCAGCGGCGGCUCCGGCUCCAGCUCGGGCUCCGGCGGCAGCGGCGGCGGCGCGGAGGCGAUGCGGCGGGCCUGCCUGCCCGCCCCUCCGAGCAAUAUAUUCGGCGGUCUGGACGAGAGCCUGCUGGCCCGCGCCGAAGCCCUGGCAGCGGUGGACAUCGUCUCCCCGAGCAAGAGCCACCACCACCACCCGCCGCACCACAGCCCCUUCAAGCCGGACGCCACGUACCACACCAUGAACACCAUCCCCUGCACCUCGGCCGCCUCCUCCUCCUCCGUGCCCAUCUCCCACCCGUCCGCCCUGUCGGGCACCCACCACCACCAUCACCACCACCACCACCACCACCACCAGCCGCACCAGGCGCUGGAGGGGGAACUCUUGGAGCACCUGACGCCGGGGCUGGCGCUGGGGGCCAUGGCGGCCCCCGACGGCGCCGUGGUCUCCACGCCGGGCCACGCUCCGCACAUGGCCGGCAUGAACCCCAUGCACCCGGCGGCGCUGGGCAUGGCCCACGCCCACGGGCUGCCGGCCCACAUGGGCUGCAUGAGCGACGUGGACGCCGACCCCCGCGACCUGGAGGCCUUUGCCGAGCGCUUCAAGCAGCGCCGCAUCAAGCUGGGGGUGACCCAGGCCGACGUGGGCUCGGCGCUGGCCAACCUGAAGAUCCCGGGGGUGGGCUCCCUCAGCCAGAGCACCAUCUGCCGCUUCGAGUCCCUCACCCUCUCCCACAACAACAUGAUCGCCCUCAAACCCAUCCUGCAGGCGUGGCUGGAGGAGGCCGAGAAGUCGCACCGCGAGAAGCUGGCCAAGCCCGAGCUCUUCAGCGGCGCGGAAAAGAAGCGCAAGCGGACCUCCAUCGCCGCCCCCGAGAAGCGCUCGCUGGAGGCCUAUUUUGCCCUGCAGCCCCGGCCCUCCUCCGAGAAGAUCGCCGCCAUCGCCGAGAAGCUGGACCUCAAGAAGAACGUGGUCCGCGUCUGGUUCUGCAACCAGCGCCAGAAGCAGAAGCGCAUGAAGUACUCGGCGGGCAUCUGA
Molecule: messenger RNA, 1242 nt
Organism: Oenanthe melanoleuca
Lineage: Eukaryota; Metazoa; Chordata; Aves; Passeriformes; Muscicapidae
Gene: POU4F2
Product: POU class 4 homeobox 2
Exons: 2
Coding region: 1-1242 (413 amino acids)
Biological process (GO): regulation of transcription by RNA polymerase II
Molecular function (GO): DNA-binding transcription factor activity, RNA polymerase II-specific; RNA polymerase II cis-regulatory region sequence-specific DNA binding
Source: RefSeq, a predicted model, not a curated record